Molecule: messenger RNA, 693 nt
Organism: Dendrobium catenatum
Lineage: Eukaryota; Viridiplantae; Streptophyta; Magnoliopsida; Asparagales; Orchidaceae
Product: histone H2B.4
Exons: 1
Coding region: 68-517 (149 amino acids)
Biological process (GO): nucleosome assembly
Cellular component (GO): nucleosome
Molecular function (GO): protein heterodimerization activity; DNA binding; structural constituent of chromatin
Source: RefSeq, a predicted model, not a curated record
ACGCUAGCUUUCUUCUUUCCCAUCGUCGUCUCGCUCAACCAAAUUCGUUCUCUUCGAUCUUAUUUACAUGGCGCCAAAGGCCGAGAAGAAGCUGGCGGAGAAGAAACCGGCACCAGAGAAGCCCGCGGCCGAAGAAAAACCAGCGGAGAAGAAGCCGGCCGAGAAGAAACCGAAGGCCGAGAAGCGGUUGCCUGCGAAAGAUGGAGGCGACAAGAAGAAGAAGAAGAAGGCCAAGAAGGGUACAGAGACCUACAAGAUUUAUAUCUUCAAAGUCUUGAAGCAGGUUCAUCCCGACAUCGGGAUCUCUAGCAAAGCGAUGAGCAUUAUGAACUCGUUUAUCAAUGAUAUCUUUGAAAAGCUGGCAAAUGAGUCCUCUCGUCUCGCUCGCUAUAACAAGAAGCCGACGAUAACUUCCCGCGAGAUCCAGACGUCUGUGCGACUUGUGCUUCCUGGCGAGCUUGCGAAGCAUGCUGUGUCUGAGGGAACAAAAGCUGUUACAAAGUUCACGAGUUCUUAAGCUGCAGGUCGGGCUAUAUUAUCAUAUGGAUGAUUGGCCUUUGAUUUUAUGUUGAUUUAUAGUAUGUCUAUUUUCUAUAUUGUAUUAAGCAAUUGAAAUGUUAUGAUGUAUGAGAAUUGGUCUGUUGAUCGAAUGGAAGUUUUAUAUGGUAAUCAAUUCAUCACUUUUUAUUUUUA